Nomia melanderi (Alkali bee) is the source of this 3096-nucleotide messenger RNA. The record is from RefSeq and is a predicted model, not a curated record. Lineage: Eukaryota; Metazoa; Arthropoda; Insecta; Hymenoptera; Halictidae.
AGAGAAAGAGAGAGAUAGAGAGACAGAGAGAGACGUCGGCCGGUCGUGGCCGCUCCGUGUAGUUUUCAGUUCCGACCGAACGACGGCGACUAACGGGAACCCGCACGCACCGUGACAGGCCCGGAGAAGACAAGCCGUCGUCGUCGACUUUGUACAAUCAUUAUACCGUUCCGCCAUAUACGCUGACGCUGCACGUCGGCCGGGUUCCGCAGCUCGCACGCGGGUGUUAAACGGGAACGCCUCCGUGUAGUACGUACGCGCCGGUGGCGGACAGCCGCACGAUUAAAAGGUGGGAGCACGCGGGAAAGCAACAGUGUUUAGCGAGCACACGAGUGAUCGAGCGAGCAAGCGAGCGAGCCCGGUGCCGCUGGACGAGGGCGUUUUUUUCUCGACGUAGUGCCGGUCUCCGUUCGCCGGGACAGCGGAGUCGAGUCGAUGGAACGUUCGCGGGGAUAUCGGGUGUCGCGUCGAGGACGAUAGUAGGUCAGUGACGCAGGAGAGACCGAUCGUCGAUCUCCGUCUCGCCAGCUCGGCUGAGGUGUGGUGGGACCGGGAUAAAGGAUACGCCGCCAGUAGUUCCGUGAUACAUCGCUGGGAAAAGGAGAUCGCCGCGCUGUACGGGGUUUCCGCAGGAAGAAGGGAGGAGCUGAUUUUCCAUCGAUUUUUUCGAAGCCAGUGCGUCCUCAUCCCGCGCCAAUAUAUCGACGAGAAUACUCGGCUCGACGAGGGGCGGCGGGGCGGCGGGGAGGCUCGUUCGUGGAACGGUGGUUUCGGCGGGCAGUGUCAGUGGCCGUCGCCAACAGGUUAUACAGACGAGCCGGAUGAGUAUUUCGAGAAAUAUCGAGGGGAGAAGUUCGCGAGAGAGGAGCCGGUCACGCGCGCCGCCACUCAUUCUCUCGGAGAAUGAAGAAGAGGUAUAAAAAUAUCUGUCCCUGAGCGGCUCGAGGUGAAAUGCACGGCUGGCCGACCCCCGUGAACCAGGACAUUCGACUCGGGGGUGGCGUGCGCGUUCCUAUGUGACGGCGGGAUACCGCGUACCGGAGGCGAAUCCGAUCAAUCAGUCGCGGGAAGACAGCCACCGACCGUUCCUCGUCUCCUCUGGAGCCAGCAACGCAUCCGCCACGUGCCUUCCUGGAGGUGUGCGUCGCGUACUCGCGAGGAGAGUCCUUCGUCCCCUCUCUCCGUGUGUCCGCCGCCGUAUCCCGUUACCCCGUAUCGGCCAUGAUACACGGGAUCCACCGCCGUCUGCAGUGUCGUCGGGAUUUCGCUGCGGAGAAACAGAUCGCGCCGCGGAUCGGGGGGCUGCUGGAUCGUUCGCGGCGUCGGUAGAGGUUCCGGUGGUACGUCGGUGUGUGGCCUGGACCCUUACGAAGCGGAGCGCGCGACGAGGGAGCCCGGAGACGCGUGUUUUUCUCCACCCAGGUGGCUCGACACGGUGCGCGACACGCUCUCGUGGAAAUGUCCGCGGAAUGCGCUCCUACGAGACGUCGUCCGCUGUUCGCUCGCCCGGACGCAACAGGGAAGAAGCUUGACUGCGAGGCAGCGGGGCCGUGUCCUCCGAGGAUCCACCGCGAGGCGUACGUCUUCGAGGCGAAGGCUCGAUCCGUCGGCACGGAAUACACGCGACAGCCUAGCGACGCGUUCAAAAGGGACACCGCAGCGUACUCCUGGUGCUGUCGUUCGCCACGAGACGUUAUCCUCUGGCUGUGCUGAGCGGCCAACGGAUGCUCGCCGCUGCUCCGGCCGGACCGUUUCGCACGUGUGCGCUGGAAGGGACGAGCAGGGGAGGAAGCUGAUACCUCUGGAACGGAGGCUUAACGAGCCCACGUUCGAACGCCAAACGUUUCGUCGGCCCAGGUACCUGGGAAUAGUCCUGAGAUGCCUGUUAGACGAGGUCACGUGGCGCCCAGGACAACGAUCAUCGAAACCAUCAUCAGAAAGUUCGAUACACACGAUCGAAGUUUUUUAGUGGCCAACGCUCAACAGGGACUAUGUCACAUAAUAUACUGCUCGGACGGUUUCUGUCGGCUGACGGGCUUCUCGAGGGCGGAAGUGAUGCAGAGACCGGCGAUCUGCGAGUUCCUUCAUGGGCCAAUGACGUCGCCUCAUGCGGUCGCAGCCCUCCGCGACGCCCUCGCCGCCGGCGUCGAAAAGCAUUUCGAGAUCCUCUACUACAGGAAAGACGGCACCAAGUUCUUGUGCAGCGAGGUGAUAGCGCUGAUCAGGAGCGAGGUGGACGACAUCUGCUUGCAAAUCAUAAACUUCGAGGAUCUGAGCUCGCAGCCGCCCACGCAGCCUACGAUUCCGCCCCCAAGUCAGACCAACAACAGGCUCGUCACACGCUUCGACAGGGCAAGGGCGUCCUUUCGCGCUGGCCUGUCCAGGACCGGUGUCGUUGGUCCGCCGAGGGUCAGGAAUCGACCGAGAACCACGACCAACCUACCUCAUCGACUUGCUGACGGGACCAUCCUCGACGAGGACGCUUCUGAGAACUGCCCACUAACAUGUGCUUCGCCCACAAUGGUGGAAUCUUGGGGUCCUGGAAGGACCGGCACUCCCCCGCCCGCUCUUCCACCCCCGUCGGCUGGGAGCAACAAUGGUGCAACGUCUGCAGCGACCGCGAACGUUGCACAGCCCAGCACCACCGCGCCGAUCGCCAGUCCAGAGGGUGUGAGCGACGUCUCCCAAAAGUCCGGCAUUUGGGAGGGCGGAAACUUCUCGUCGGCCGGCGGUGGCGCGGAAGGCCCGUCGCGGAGCGUGUCGCACGCGGCGAGUUUGGACGCGAUCUCGAGGAGAACGGUGAAGCCGGAAGCGGCGAGGACGCCGUGUCGCAGUCUCACCUGCAGCGUUUCGACUAAACAUUCGAAAAUCUUUCCUGGCGUCGCGUCCGAAAGCGACUUGCAGAAAUGGCGGACGUCCAAGGACCGGAAGUCGCCGUCGCUCAGCCAGAUGGGGCCGGAUUCCAUGAAACACAAAUUCUCGUUGCAGGACAAUGGAUCGGCGAAAUACUUCCAGGGAGCCAUGCACGCGUCGAACAUGGGGGAAAAGGUUGCCCAGGUAAGCCGCGUUACACACGGGAAAACUACGACCACUUGA